Botrytis deweyae is the source of this 912-nucleotide messenger RNA. RefSeq lists its product as uncharacterized. The transcript has 2 exons. The record is from RefSeq and is a predicted model, not a curated record. Bases 1 to 912 code for a protein of 303 amino acids. NCBI's taxonomy places the organism in Eukaryota, Fungi, Ascomycota, Leotiomycetes, Helotiales, Sclerotiniaceae.
AUGAGAGAGUUCAAAGUGUCGUCUAGUCGUACAAAACUCCCCAGACAGCGUAUUGGAGAGACAAGAUGGACAGAAUUGAAGUCGAAAAAGGUUCUUCGAUCCUUACCAUUUCCAAUAUAUUUACACGCGGGAAGACAAAGGCCACCUCCAUCUUGGUGCGUAGAGAGAGAUCUUAUGACUGAGGAAGAUGAUUCCAAACGUCCAAAAAUUCAAAUAGGACCGGCUUCUGCCCCACAAAGACUUUUGCAACGGGACGACAAAUGUUUUGCAUUUUUUUCUCUCCCACCAGAAGUACGCAAUCAGAUUCACAAUUUACUCGCACCUACUCCUCAGUACGUCAUGGUAAAUUAUCAACCCCACGAAUGCCGCUGGCGACAGCAAAAUCACAUCCGCUAUAAGCAAUGGACCAAAGGUGGCAUUUUUUACCAACAGCAAUAUCCUGUCACCCGUCUUUGGCUGGUGAGCCGACAGUUUUACCAUGAAACCAAACACAUCGGUCAGUCAGGCUGGAGUUGCAACACCUUUGCAUUCAAAAAUGACUCUGUUGCGACAAAAUUUGUCUGUCAUGUAUCUUUGCAGCAAGCGAACUCUAUUCAGAACAUCAGCUUUGGGACAAUCGAUUCUACCACAGAAGUUUGUUCGUAUAACUGGAGCAAGCUUUCAGGGCUGAGGCUUAUCACGAUUUGUGAACAUUGGUCUUCCAGGAUGCCCCAUAUUGAGCAGCUGAUAAAAGCAAAUAGAUUGCGGUUUGGGGCCACGUUCGAGCUUGAUCUGAAGUUUAAAUACACGUCCAAGGAGGAUAUGAACCGUAUCUUCCUCCAGAAAUGUGCGCUCAAGUCUACCUACCGCGCUAGGAAUUACCGGCUUAGUGGAGAGGAAAGGAGUUUAUGUUCUAAAGAAGACUGGCGAUGA